Molecule: messenger RNA, 3592 nt
Organism: Spodoptera frugiperda (fall armyworm)
Lineage: Eukaryota; Metazoa; Arthropoda; Insecta; Lepidoptera; Noctuidae
Exons: 15
Coding region: 455-2269 (604 amino acids)
Source: RefSeq, a predicted model, not a curated record
UAAUUAUGUUUAUACUGUGUAGUCAAUUUAUCGAGAAAGGCUAUAAGCAAUAAAACAGCACGUCGAGAGCAGCGGCGACAACAGGGUGAAACAGCGGGAGUAGUUAGUUUAUUAAAGUUUGAAACCGCAAUGAAUCAGACAGUAGACGAAACAGGAAAAAUAGUCACCACAAUUAACCAUGUUAUUAAUAGCAGCACUUGCUGGCGUAAUGGUGCCCGAAUAAAUACAAUUUACACACAACUAAAGUUUUAUAAUGUAAGAAUAGUGUACCGUAUUACCAAAUACUUAAAAUUAAUUUCACAAAACUUAAUAACUCCAUUGCAGUGUGCAGACAAUUUUGUGUUACUUGUGAUGUAAUUUGAAGAGUGUGAAUGAUUUGUGUCCGGAUUGGAAAGUUGAUAUGCCUGACAUUACUGCCAGCUAGAACGUCUUCAGAUAAAGCAAGUUACUAAAGAUGAUCAGUUUUCAACUAGUUUUCUUCACAACACUGGCAGUGAAUGUAUGUGGCCAACACAUUCUGCACAGUCCUGUCAGUUUCAAAUACUUGGAGAACGACUUCUUAAACCUAAAUAUAGUAUUGGAAAAUGUACCUUCUGACAUCACCCAGUAUCUGCUUCAUAUACGCACAGACCGACAUGGACUAAACAUAUCACACAUAACACCCAAGAAUGGAACACACAAUGUAAAAACUAAACUAAAUGUAAAAAAUGUAGUGCUUGAUUUAGAGAUCAAAAAUAACGGGCAAACUUGCGCUAUAUUUAAUAUUCUAAAUGGCACACAGAGUACAGGUUUGGAUGGACGAUCUGAAUUCCGGGAACAAUGUCUGAAUCAUUAUGAUAAAAACUAUUGUUCAAUAAAAGUAGAUUUCAAGAACAGAUGCGAAGAUGAUUCACGUUUGGAAUGUGAUAUGAAAGAUGAGACUUUGACCUGUUUCUCUGGUAACAUUGGCCAUUCGGAGGUGGCAUGGUCUCAGCAUUACAUAGGUCCUAAUGAUGAAUCCAGUGUUAGUUUACCUUCGACUAAAGUAAAAGGAAACAGCUACAUGAAAAUGAAAAUGUAUAAAUUUGACAACAACACUCAGCUAUCAAUGGAAACAGAAUUUUCAAAGAAGUAUUACAAUGUGUCAGUACCCGUGGAGAAAGCAGAUUACGAGUUGGAAACAUCAUAUAUUGAUGAAAACCAGACUUCCUACUCAUUUACCUGCAAAGGGGCUGAAAGCAGAAUCAGCGCUUUGUAUUACAAUUGUUCAAAGAUCUACACUUAUGAUAGGAAGUCUCUAAACUGGACUAAGCCGAUUGAUCUAGUAAACAUUUUAUUUUGUUGUGUCCAAUACAAGAUUUCUAAGUAUGGCGCCGACGUGAUCGUAGAAAGAAUAGUGGACCAAUUUACACAAAUUCGUAUAAAGCCCACGCAAAUACAAAAAACUAACAAACCUAUGUGCACAAUGAAGAAAGACUAUAUUUUGCAAUGCACGUGCCCGGAAACACCCGAUUACAAAAUUAAAUGGUCACAAGUUAUUACUAAAAACUACAAAAGUACUAAAAAAGAACAAGAAAUAUUAUGGUCGUAUGAAACCAAAUCACUGGAUUUGAGUAUGAAAAUCUAUAAAUUUGAUAAUAAUACUGAAAUAAAAUGCGAAGAUAUAAAUCAGAGAACUACAAAAGUUAACACAGCUCAAAAUACAUACAGUAUAAAUAUACCAGACGUUAAAAAUAAAACAGGACAAUACAAUACAUUGAAGGAUAUUGUGAUGAAUACAACUAUACCUUCUUAUUCCGAAUGCGCAACACGCGCAAUUAUACGUUUAAUUCAUCCCAACGACGAAAUUAUUGAACGAAUGCAUUAUAACAAAAACUCUGCACACAAAGUCUGCUGCAUUUCUUUCGAAGAUCCCGGGACUUUGAUACGGGAUAUUAAAAUCAUUUCUUCCCUGUCCCAAACAUCCAUGCCAGGCACUCCAAACACGACAACAUCGCCUCUGAAAGAUAACCAGGACGAAGCAGAAAGUUCCACAGGCAUAGGACUCUACGUAAUCCUACCGACACUAUUGAUUGUCGUCAUUCUGCUACUAAUACUCGGAUUAUACUUCAAAAAACGACGAAAUUCGUCGCAAUCACAACAAAUGCUUCAAUUGGAGACUUAUGGCACCACUGAAAAGGUUUUGUAUGCAGAAUUAGCUAUUGAACCAAGGAAUGAUACUCGAGUGGUAGUACGAACCAACGAAUCACCUUAUGCAGAAAUAAUUGGUGUAUUGCAUAGACACCGGUAAAAAAUACCGCGAAAUCACACACAGUUCACAGACGGAUUAAACCUACCUGUCCCCGCCGUGUCGCAGUAAGAUAGAUAAAUCCGUAAUAUAGUUACAUCCCUAGGGAUAUACUUAUUCCGGAGGUGCGGACUACCUAGCGGGUUUACCGGGGCUCCGGCUCGACGGGCAGGAGAAGGAACGGAGUGGUUUUUAGUCAGUAAGAGUCUGACACUCCCUCUCGCCUCGCCCAAGACGGGAGAAGUCAUUGGAUGAUUUUCCACCCUCAAAAAAAAAAAAGGGAUAUAAUUAUUGCCGGACUACCGCCGUGGGAUUUGGAGGCGAAGGUGCUCGCGCGUGUCUUUGGUUUGCACACCGACACGCGUCACGGGGCGAAACUCCACUGCCGCGCCAGAUUAAUGCGUGGCGGGAUGAGCUCCGGCGCGAUCUCAUGGCCGAAUGGCAGCAACGACUGUCGCAACCGAGGGCUGUGCUCGCUGUCAUUGCAGCGGUAAGUCCCCUCUUUGAGGAGUUGCUAGAGAGGCACCACGGCGUCCUCACCUACCGCCUGACACAGGUGCUUACCGGACAUGGGAGCUUCGGUAGGUUCCUGUUUUUGAUUGGGCGGGUGUCAUCACUGCGAAGACUGCCCGGAGGACACGGUGGAACAUACGGUUGCGGUCUGCCCUGCGUGGGCUGAGCACCGCCGUGUCCUCAGGGAUGUGGUCGGCGACGGCGCCCUCUCGCGUCCGGCACUGAUACAAGCCAAGGUGCGGAGCGAAGGGGACUGCGAUGACGAGAGAAGUCAUUCGAUGAUUUUCCCCCUCAAAUAUAAGUAUAUACCGGAACAUACCUCGCAAUACGAAAGCGAUUCAUUACUAUCUCACUAGGAAUUAAAUGAUAUACGUAUAUGUAUUACUAGAUUAAGUUUACUGUUAUUAAUAUAUUUAGGGUUUGUCUCAACAAAGCCAUAUUGUAUCAAAUUAUCAUCAUAUUGUAGUGAAGUAAAUUAAAUCUUAUUUAUUCCCAAACAUAUUUGAGAAUUUUAUAAUGAUUAACUUAUGUUUUAUCUAUCUUACUGCGACAUAUCUACACCCGUCUGACCUCUCCCUGAUGUAUGUCGAUGUAUGUUCUAUGUCGGUCUGCCGUGCCAUCGAUCAGAGAGUGAGGGAACAGAGAGUGCAACUGUGUUUGCGCAUACACUAGCGCAUAUUACAAUACCUAUCUCCUGCGUAGUGGGCUAGUCUAGUUAGACAUACUGUCCACCAUUAUCGAAAUUUAUAUUGUUAAGAGUACUUUAAAUUUAAGUUUUAUAUUUUUAUUAAACGGUUUUAUACAUAUAGCUUG